Choloepus didactylus (southern two-toed sloth) is the source of this 969-nucleotide messenger RNA. RefSeq names its product olfactory receptor 2D3. Gene Ontology annotation, molecular function: G protein-coupled receptor activity; olfactory receptor activity. The record is from RefSeq and is a predicted model, not a curated record. Gene Ontology annotation, cellular component: membrane. Bases 28 to 969 code for a protein of 313 amino acids. Gene Ontology annotation, biological process: G protein-coupled receptor signaling pathway. Lineage: Eukaryota; Metazoa; Chordata; Mammalia; Pilosa; Megalonychidae. The transcript has a single exon.
CAAACAGGAAAACAGAAAUCAACAUCAAUGGGAGAAGAAAACCAAACCUUUGUGGCAGAGUUUAUCUUUCUGGGCCUUUCACAGGACUUGCAGACCCAGAUCCUGCUAUUUACCCUUUUUCUCAUCAUUUAUCUAUUGACUGUGCUUGGAAACUUGCUCAUCAUCAUUCUCAUCCACAUGGAUUCUAGACUUCAUAUGCCCAUGUACUUUUUUCUCAGAAACCUCUCUUUCGCAGAUCUUUGCUUCUCUACUAGCAUUGUCCCUCAGGUGUUGGUUCACUUCCUGGUAAAGAGGAAGACCAUUUCCUUUUUUGGAUGCAUGACACAGAUAAUUGUCUUCCUUCUGGUUGGAUGCACAGAGUGUGCACUGUUGGCGGUGAUGUCCUAUGACAGGUAUGUGGCUGUGUGCAAGCCCCUGCACUACUCCACCAUCAUGACCCAGCAGGUGUGUCUCCAGUUAGCCAUAGGGUCCUGGGCCAGUGGGGCACUAGUGUCACUGGUGGACACCACUUUUACUUUCCAUCUUCCCUAUCGGGGACACAACAUAAUCAAUCACUACUUUUGUGAACCUCCUGCCCUCCUGAAGCUGGCUUCAGCAGACACUUACAGCACAGAAAUGGCCAUCUUUGUGAUGGGCGUGGUGAUCCUCCUGGCUCCUGUCUCCCUCAUCCUGGUCUCCUACUGGAACAUUAUCUCCACUGUGAUCCAGAUGCAGGCAGGGGAGGGGAGGCUCAAGGCUUUUUCCACCUGUGGCUCCCACCUCAUUGUUGUUGUUCUCUUCUAUGGGUCAGGAAUAUUCACCUACAUGAGGCCAAACUCUAAGACAACGAAGGAGCGGGAUAAGAUGAUAUCCAUGUUUUAUACAGUGCUGACUCCAAUGCUAAAUCCCAUAAUUUAUAGCCUAAGGAACAAGGAUGUCAAAGGGGCUCUCAGGAAACUAGCUGGAAGAAAGUCCUCUCAGAGGCAAUGA